UAUUUUGAGGCUUCUCGUGAGCAGCAUAGCUCCAGCGAUGGCAGUGUCGAUCUGUCCACCACUUUGGUUCAAUUUGAAAACACUUGUCAACUGUUUGAUGGAUUUUCAUGAAAUUUUGUACAAGCAUUCAAGGUCCUUAGAUGACGAAUCCUACUGAGUUUCAUGAUCCCCCGACUUUUCCUUUGGCACCACCAUGAGGUUGACAUAUCUUGACAAAUAUCGGGAUGAUUGCCGUCAGUAUUUGGUACGGACAUUUAUUGCUACUGACGUCAACUACACGAAGUAACACACAAUUCUGUGCAGAAAUAAAAAUACAUCACACCCUUCAGAGCAAUUCGAGGAUGUCGGACAACUUAAAGGAAAUGUGAUGACUGCAGGAGAUUCAAGUGAAUGUCCAAUGAGAAUCGACUCAUAAUUGAAGAUAAGCGGGGGAAUUUGUACUUCUAUGAAAACUGCCUUGUCAUAGAUACUUGAGACUCCUCAUUAAAUUUAGAUUUAUUGUAGGUUGCAAGUACAGGUGGGUGUCAAAUUAGAGGAAAAACCUGAGUGACAAGUGCAGAUAUCUAAGUUAUGGAGGAACUUGUGGAGAUGCUUCUACAAGGUUUUAUGAACCCAUCGCUAAUGAUUCAACUGUACUGAAUACCUAUGGGAGAUUUUGGAAGAACAGCACUCACAUCCCUCCAGUAGAGUUCAGAGACUUGAGUAUCCAUGACAAGGAAGCAAUGAAGCUGUUCUGGAGGCUAAAGGUAGAACAACACCACGCUAAGACAGUUUCUGUUGGUUUUUCCAUUAGUUUGUCACCCGUCUGUAUUGUGAACCUUAUUCAGAGGUACUCCUUGUACGGUAUGACGCCUCAGCAGAUAGCGAUAGCUAGGCGUGACACGCUGCUGGAUCUGUCUUCUGCCCUCUAGCCCGCAAACCAUCUUUGUCUGGUUGGUAUGUGCCUGUCCACAGUCCCAUGACCCGCUCCUAGUCUAAAUAUAAACCUCCAAGCAGGGUGUUCCUCUGCUAAGGUCACAUUAUGUCAUCCCAGGCAACAUAUUCUCGAUGAGGUGGCACAGAAGGCGUGAGCAGCAGAGACGUCGAAGGCUUCAUGAUAUCUUGGCUCACAUAAAGAAGUCACCAGGGGUGAUUUGAAAAUGACGUGACGCAACCCGAGCUUGAGACUGAUUAUCUUCUUGUUGAGAGGCCUUGACAGGAGCUAAAUGCUGCUGGAGCUCUGGGUGAUGCAGUCUGAGUAACUCUGAACUUCGCCAAAAUUUUCAUUUCGUGACCAUAAAUUUGUCCUAAACUUGAUGUUGUUUUCCUGAGACCUUUGGCAGACAUGGGUAACGGAAUAAACAAGGUCCUGCCUCAUCUUUAUCUUGGAAAUAUCAAAGAUGCACGAGACAGGGAGCUGUUGGCACAGCACAACAUCACCCACAUCCUGUCGAUCCAUGACACAGCUGCACCCAUCCUGGAGGACAUGACCUACCUUUGUAUAUCUGCUGCUGACCACUCUAAGCAAAACCUGAUUCAGUACUUCAGAGACAGCAUCAUGUUCAUCCACGAGUCCCGACUGAAAGGAGAAGGCUGCCUCGUUCACUGUGUGGCAGGAGUGUCCCGCAGCGUGACUCUGGUGGUGGCCUACAUCAUGACGGUGACGGGUCUCGGCUGGGUGGAGUCUCUGGCGGCGGUGAGGGCAGCGAGGCCAUGUGCGGGGCCCAACCUGGGCUUCCUGAGGCAGCUGGAGGAGUUUGAAAACACAGACCUGACAGAGUAUCGAGCCUGGUGGAAGGACCGGUACGGGAGGAACCAGCUCGAUGACGACGAGGAGAUCAAAGCUCUUUUAAGUCGGAAAUCCAACUGCGGCAGCAACCGUGUACCACCCAGCAUCACUCCUGCGUUGGCCACAAGCAACACCUGAAAAUAACGUCUUCUGCCAGUCUUACUGUCAACUGAAGCAGCUGAGGACUGUGGGCUCCUGCUCGGACCACUACACCCACGAAGACCAGAGCAGCUGUCUGAGAAAACUCUGAGGAUUUCAUGACUGAUCCUGCAGAGAGAAACAGCAGCAGGGACACUUAUCUUAGUAAAUUUAGUAUCGAUAUAGCUUAAAUCUUUUUUCUUUUUUUUGCAGGAUGGCUAAGCAGUCAUGUGAAGGGGGGAUUUUUUUUUUAUGUCAUUAUCUCGAGUCCCCUUCGUCAUGUCAUGUCCUCGCCUCUAACUGUCAAAACAACAUGCAAGGGCAGUCAAGCAUGACACCAAGGAAAUAUGUACAUACAGUCCACAGUGUGAACACACAUUUAGCCGUGUGCACUCCCCCUGCCAGUUAUGUUAUGCUGUGUCUUGUACUUGAAAUAUGAGUAUUACUUUCUAUACACUGUGUGAAAGGUAAAGAAUACUGUAUCUUCCAGUAAAACACUAUCAAAAGAUGAA
Messenger RNA from Lates calcarifer (barramundi perch), 2418 nucleotides. RefSeq names its product dual specificity protein phosphatase 22-B. NCBI's taxonomy places the organism in Eukaryota, Metazoa, Chordata, Actinopteri, Centropomidae. Gene Ontology annotation, cellular component: cytosol. Gene Ontology annotation, molecular function: protein tyrosine/serine/threonine phosphatase activity. Gene Ontology annotation, biological process: transforming growth factor beta receptor signaling pathway; regulation of cell population proliferation; protein dephosphorylation. The record is from RefSeq and is a predicted model, not a curated record.